This is a messenger RNA of Oncorhynchus keta (chum salmon), 2031 nucleotides long. RefSeq names its product copine-9-like. Gene Ontology annotation, biological process: cellular response to calcium ion. Gene Ontology annotation, cellular component: plasma membrane. NCBI's taxonomy places the organism in Eukaryota, Metazoa, Chordata, Actinopteri, Salmoniformes, Salmonidae. The transcript is spliced from 19 exons. The record is from RefSeq and is a predicted model, not a curated record. Gene Ontology annotation, molecular function: calcium-dependent phospholipid binding. The coding region runs from base 320 to 2005 and encodes 561 amino acids.
UCUGCCUCCACCUGCCGAUGGUUAAACAGAAAUAUGGAGCGAAGGACCCGUCCGUGCUUUCCAGUGACGCGCACAACGUUCUGUCGCGCUCCUCCACCACACCAUGGAACGUCUCGAGCGCUGCCCAACCUGCCUCACCCACAGGUAUGCACCUCGCGCUCAACUCUGAAGACGUUUGUCAACAAACGCAGCUAUUUGGUGCCUUUGUUUAUUUUUUCCAGGCGAAGGGAGAUAUUUUCAAACAAAAUAUCGGCAAAGAGUAGUGGCUGAACAUCGUUGAGAAGUUCACAUUGAAGAGGAACUGAUCUAAAGCUUGACCAUGGCCACAAUUGGGGACUUCGACCCGCUCAACUCCACCGUACCUGCGACGAAAAUUGAACUUACUGUCUCGUGCAGGAACCUGCUGGACAUGGACACCUUCUCCAAAUCAGACCCUGUUGUGGUUUUGUACGUUCAAGGCAUCGGGACAAAGGAGUGGAGAGAGUUUGGCCGAACUGAAGUGAUCGAUAACACCCUGAACCCGGACUUUGUUCGGAAGUUUGUCCUGGAUUUCUUCUUCGAGGAGAAGCAGAAUCUUCGCUUUGAUGUGUACAAUGUGGACACCAGAAGUUCAAACAUUUCAAAACAUGACUUCCUGGGCCAGAUGUUCUGCACUCUGGGGGAGAUCAUUGGGUCCACAGGCAGUCGGCUGGAGAGAACCCUGUCUGGGAUCCCAGGGAAGAAGUGUGGGAACAUCAUAUUCACCGCUGAGGAACUGAGUAACUGCAGGGACAUUGCCACUAUGCAGUUGUGUGCCAACAAGCUGGACAAAAAAGACUUCUUUGGCAAGUCAGAUCCCUUCCUGGUCUUCUACCGCAGCAAUGAAGACGGAACGUUCACCAUCUGCCAUAAGACAGAGGUAAUAAAGAAUACUCUGAACCCUGUUUGGCAGCCCUUCACCAUCCCUGUACGAGCACUCUGUAACGGAGACUAUGAUAGGACGGUCAAGGUGGAUGUGUAUGAUUGGGACCGAAAUGGAAGUCAUGACUUCAUUGGCGAGUUCACCACCAGCUACAGAGAAUUCUCCAGAGGCCAGAGCCAGUUCAACGUCUAUGAGGUUCUAAACCAUAAAAAGAAAGGCAAGAAGAAGAAAUACGUCAAUUCAGGGACAGUGACACUGCUGUCCUUCAAAGUGGAGUCAGAAUACACGUUUGUGGACUUCAUCCGGGGAGGGACGCAACUCAACUUCACAGUGGCCAUCGAUUUCACAGCGUCUAAUGGUAACCCAUCCCAGCCCACCUCUCUGCACUACAUGAGUCCCUACCAGAUGAAUGCCUACGCCAUGGCCCUGAAGGCUGUGGGGGAGAUCAUCCAGGACUACGACAGUGACAAGAUGUUCCCCGCCUACGGCUUCGGAGCCAAGCUGCCACCGGACGGCAAGAUCUCCCAUGUCUUCCCACUGAACUCCAACAGUGAGAACCCUAACUGUGUGGGGAUCGAGGGAGUGUUGGAGGCGUACUUCCAGAGUCUCCGCACCGUUCAGCUCUACGGACCCACCAACUUCGCUCCUGUCAUCAACCAGGUGGCACGGUGUGCUGAGGAUGUAACUGACGGAUCCCAGUACUUUGUGCUGUUGAUGAUCACAGACGGAGUCAUCUCAGACAUGGUGCAGACCAAGGAGGCUGUGGUCAAUGCUGCCGCUCUGCCCAUGUCUAUCAUCAUAGUGGGAGUAGGCCCUGCUGAGUUUGACGCGAUGGAGGAACUGGACGGUGAUGAGGUCAGAGUGUCCUCUAAGGGGCGCAUUGCUGAGCGAGAUAUAGUCCAGUUUGUGCCGUUCCGGGACUAUAUUGACCGCCAGGGCAACCAGGUGCUGAGCAUGGCACGGCUGGCCAAGGACGUGUUGGCAGAGAUCCCCGAGCAGCUGCUGGGUUUCAUGAAAACGAGAGACAUCGAGCCGCAGCCUGCCCUGCCCACCUCCUCCACCACCACUACCGCCCCUCUAGGACUCAACAACCUGUGCAUCUGAAAGUGGGGGUUGGGUGGGGUGGAGUC